AUGGUGUUCGAUGACGUCGUCAAAAUCAACGACCGAGAAAGCGCCAAGAGGUUCUGGAUUGCAUAUCGGGCCGGAAAGCGGCCGGAAGCGGCUCCCCCGAAUUUGGAUGACUUAGUGAAUGGAAAACAAGUACUCAUCAUGGCCCACUCAUAA
This is a messenger RNA of Gregarina niphandrodes, 153 nucleotides long. RefSeq lists its product as hypothetical. The record is from RefSeq and is a predicted model, not a curated record. NCBI's taxonomy places the organism in Eukaryota, Apicomplexa, Conoidasida, Eugregarinorida, Gregarinidae. Bases 1 to 153 code for a protein of 50 amino acids. The transcript has a single exon.